AUGAUGAACCAGCAGUCCAGCAGGCUGUCCCAGGCCACCAAGGGCUUUAGGGCCUGCUCUGCUGUUGUGGUGUCUGGCCAGAGCUGUAUCAGCCCCACUAGGUCCCAGUCAGCCUCACGCUCUGGGGGAGGCAGUAUCUCCACAGCCUGUGCCUUGGUAAGGGGUACCUUUGGUAGUCAGAGCCUGUACAGCCUUGGGGGGAGCAAGAUCUCAAUCAGUGUGGCCAGAGGUGCCGCCCAGACUGGGAUCAGAAAGGGUUGCUCGGGUGCCUUUGGAGGGAGCCUGCGUGGGGCUGGAGGAAGGGGCAUGAGAAGUAGCUCUGGAGGAGGCUCCUUUAGCAAUAGAGGGAGACCUGGUGGUUUGGGAGGCAUUCCUGGUGGAGCCGGGGGCCUUGGGGGUUCAGGGGGCUUUCCCCUCAGCAUCCAGGAGGUGACCAUCAACCAGAGCCUCCUUCACCCCACGAACAUGGGGAUCGACCCUCAGAUCAGGGAGGUGAAAACCCAAGAGAAGGAGCAGAUCAAGACUCUCAAUGACAAGUUUGCCUCCAUCGACAAGGUGCGGUUCCUGGAGCAGGAGAACAAGGUGCUGGGGACCAAGUGGUGCCUCCUGCAGGAGCAGUCGGCCACCUCCAGGGCCAGCGUCAAUGACCUGCAGUCCUUCUUUGAGUCCUAUACCAGCUGCCUCCAGGCUCACCUGGAUAGGCUGCUGAGUGAGCGGGGUCAGCUGGAUGGGGAACUGAGCACAAUGCAGGCACUUGUGGAGGAGUAUAAGAGGAAGUAUGACGAUGAGCUUAACAAGCGCUCAGAGGCUGAGAAUGACUUCACGGUUCUGAAGAAGGAUGUGGAUAUAUCCUACAUGACAAAAGUGGACUUGGAAAUAAAAAUGGAGAGUCUGACCAGUGAAGUCAACUUUCUGAGAGCCCUUUUUGAAACUGAGUACAACCAGGUCUUGUCGGAAUCCAGUGAUAUGUCCAUCAUCCUGUCCAUGGACAACAACCGGCAUCUGGACCUGGACAGCAUCAUCACUGAGGUCAAGGCCCAGUAUGAGGAGAUCUCCCAGAGGAACAAGGCAGAAGCUGAGGGGCUGAACCAGGUCAAGCUUGGAGAGCUGCAGACUACAGCCAGCAGGUAUAGUAAUGACUUGAGGAGCACCAAGAAUGAGAUUGCAGAGCUCAACAGGAUGGUCCAGAGGCUGUGGGCCAAGAUUGAGAGCAUCAAGAGGCAGAAUACUAACCUGCAGACAACAAUUGCUGACACUGAACAACAGGGUGAAUGGAACCUCAAAGAUGCUCAGGCCAAGUUGGCAGAGCUCAAGAAGACCCUGCAGCAGGCCCAGGAGAACUUGGCCUAUCUCCUGCAUGACUACCAGGAGCUAAUGAACAUCAAGUUGGCAUUGGAUGUGGAUAUCGCCACCUACAAGAAGAUGUUGGAUGGCGAGGAGUGCAGGAUGUCUGGGGAGUGUCAGAGCCCAGUGUGCAUCCUUGUGGUCAGCCACACACCCGGCAGCAAGAACAUUAGCGCUGGGGGCAGCAGCAGCAGCAGCAGCAAUGGCAUCUGGGGCAACAGAGGUGACCAGGGCAUCUGA
Neomonachus schauinslandi (Hawaiian monk seal) is the source of this 1584-nucleotide messenger RNA. Its product is annotated as keratin, type II cytoskeletal 2 oral-like. Gene Ontology annotation, biological process: keratinization; intermediate filament organization. NCBI's taxonomy places the organism in Eukaryota, Metazoa, Chordata, Mammalia, Carnivora, Phocidae. Gene Ontology annotation, molecular function: structural constituent of skin epidermis. The record is from RefSeq and is a predicted model, not a curated record. Gene Ontology annotation, cellular component: keratin filament.